ACAGUACGGUUUAGCUGGGCGCGUUGUCUUUGAUUUUACUCUAUGGAAUAACGUCAGUUGCUCAUGAACGCGUUCACUUGACAACCCCUAUACAAAAAUCCUCGUCAAGGCCUUGGACUACUACCUCAGCUGGUCACACUAUUGAACUUGAUUGUACGAGAAACAACUGAGCUAGAUUGCACUCGAAGAAAUGCAUGGGAUAGAGGUGUGUUUGCUUGUGGUGGCUUUUUGGCUGACCGUGAUCUUGGUGCCACACCCAGCACUGACCCAAGACGAGGAACUGCCUGAAUCGUCCACAGCCUUGUUCAAUCUCCACCCUGAUCCCGAGAGAAGAUUGAACAUCGAUUAUGAUCCCUUUGACCACAGCAUGAUGGCUGAUCGGCAAGAAGGUCAAGACUGCCAAGAUGAGUGCGACCGUUUCGUGGGAUAUGGGGCUGGAUUGUGCGCCACAAUCUCGUCUUUUACCGCCAAUGUCGGAUGCUUUAUCGUAACUUUUGCCAACCCUAUUCAUUGUGGCGUGCUGCAAGGGGUCAUGUUCGCCUUUGGUGGAUAUUGCACCUCGAGUGCUCCGGCCAGGAUCUGCGCUGUCUGUCGUGAGGGAUUUACCAUGAAUAUGAUUCUCCACAGAGAGAUUUUAAUCGAUCGUCAAAUGGAAAAAGUUAAGAAUAUGCAGAAGGACUUGGAAAUUGUACGAGAAGAGAUGGCCUUCAUGAGCCAGACCUGGCAUGCCAAACAGAAUACCUUUGAUAUGCAAUUAAGAUCUGCCGGCCAUUUCGAUGAUGUGGACCAUCUCCUUCAGGUUAUGUCUCUGAUCGAGUAUUCGCCCGAAGGCGUUCCAGUGGAUAAUCAUGCCCUCAAGUUGUUUCUGGACACGGCUCUUUCCCCCGCCAGGCACGGAGUGCUCAAUCUGAUUAACAAGUUCCAUCGAAUCUUUGCCGGUGGAGGUCAUUGUGCUAAAUGCUUCGGCGGAAGAAAAUCUAUCUUUGAAAUCAAUCCUGAUUUCUAUUGUCAGACCGAGGUUGUCACGGACUUGGACAAUGCCUUGUUUGGUUGCUACCACGCCUUCUUCUUCGCCAUGAAGCUUAAGGGUGAAGAGACUGAAAAGUACGAAUCAGAGUUUGCUCGCAUGCGCAAGCAAGAAUUCGACGAAUUUUCCCGCUUUUGCCAAACGAAAUCAUCCGAAGCCACAACUUCUAAAUGUCAAGAUGAAGAGUGUGAGGGACCCAGCCAGGAGCCUGCCUGGGAUUCGAGUGAUCCCAAGGAGGAACCAAGAACCAAUUGGAAGAUACGACUCAAUUGACGAAGUCUGAAACUCAAGGACCAAGCGUCAUUACAAGUGCUUUAUGCUGAUUCUCUCGCAAUGUCACGUGACCUUGACAUGGACCCUACCCUAGAUCUGAUCACGUGAUCAUGUGAUGGGUGGUUGUUUCUCUAAACAUCAUUGUCAGUGCCCGCAAGAACUGUAGAUUCUUUAGGUUGUAUUAUGCAAAACACUACGCUCGUUUUAUCUAAUCGUCAUGUAAUCCUGCCUUCUCGGAAAGUAAUUUUCAAUUGCAA
Molecule: messenger RNA, 1557 nt
Organism: Tigriopus californicus
Lineage: Eukaryota; Metazoa; Arthropoda; Copepoda; Harpacticoida; Harpacticidae
Exons: 6
Coding region: 191-1300 (369 amino acids)
Source: RefSeq, a predicted model, not a curated record